This is a messenger RNA of Dictyostelium discoideum AX4, 1872 nucleotides long. RefSeq names its product C2 domain-containing protein. NCBI's taxonomy places the organism in Eukaryota, Evosea, Eumycetozoa, Dictyosteliales, Dictyosteliaceae. The record is from RefSeq and is a predicted model, not a curated record. The transcript is spliced from 5 exons. The coding region runs from base 1 to 1872 and encodes 623 amino acids.
AUGAAUAUCCUUCAAGUCAAUGUUAUUGAAGGUAGAGAUCUUGUUGCAAGUGAUUCAAAUGGAUUUUCAGAUUGUUAUGCAACAUUAAUAUUAGGACAACAAAAAAAGAAAACUAAAAUUAUAAAGAAAUCAUUGAAUCCAAAAUGGGGUGAAACUUUUUUAAUGCGUAUAUCACCAUUGGAUGAGACUUUACAUGUGUUAUUACAAGAUUGGGAUCAAUUUAGUAGUGAUGAUUUCAUGGGUGAAUGUUUUAUUGAUAUAAAUUCAUUGGAUGAUACAGCAGUAUGGUACACAUUAUCUACACGUCCAAAUAAACCAGACGAUUUCGUAAAGGGAGAAGUUUGUAUAAAAGCACGUGUUGUUAAAUCAUCAAAUAUAGUUAAAGAUAAAAUCCCAUUGAAUAUGUUAACUGAGGUUAAUAAUCGUUGUACCAAAUUUGAAAAUAGUGAUGGCAAAGACCCAUUCGAUAUCUCUGGUAUUGGUCUUGAACAAUUCCCAGAUUUCCUUUUUGAUCAUGUCCCAAAUGUUCAAGAUAUCGAUUUAGGUUUCAAUCAAUUUAAAAUGUUUCCAUCUUUAAUCUCUUUUAAAAAAUUAACAACUCUAGUUCUAAAUGGUAAUUACAUUUUAACAGUACCUGGUGAAGUUUUAGAUUUACCAAAAUUAAAAGUUUUAUCAAUUAAUGGUAAUCAUUUAAUUUCUUUACCUUCUGAAAUUAGUAAAUUAGUAUCAUUAGAGAAAUUAGAGAUUGCAAAUAAUAAAAUUACAGAAUUAUGUCCAGAAAUUGCAAAUUUACCAAAACUUGAAGAAUUGAUUAUUUCUGGUAAUCCAUUAACUAAAUUACCACCAAACUUUUCAUCAUUAACAUCAUUAGAAGUUUUAGAUGCAAGUGGUUGUCAAUUAAUUAGAUUACCUGAAGAUUUCUCAAUGAUGACAAAAUUAUUAGAAGUUAACCUUGGUAAUAAUAAAUUAGUAGAAUUACCAAAUCAUAUUGGUAGAUUAACAAGAUUAGUAAUAUUAAAUUUAAUGGAUAAUAAAUUAUCAGAUUUACCAAUGUCAAUUGGUAAUAUUCAUGGUUUAGGUAAAUUAGGUGCAGGUAUAAAUAUUGAAGGUAAUCCAAUUAAAUCUGAAGAGAUUAUGAAAAAGUAUAAAAUUGGUAAUGAUCAAUUAAUGGAUUUCUUAGAAAAGAGAAUGGCAUUAUCUGGUUAUUCAUUACCUGAAAUUUCUAAAAUUCCAAAAUUAAAUACAAGUAAUGGUAAUAAUAACAACACUACCACUACUUCAACCUCAACAACACCAAAACAACCACCACAAUAUUCUGUAGUUGAUACUUCAAAAUAUUCACCUUCUAUACCUUCUACACCUUCUACACAGCAAAAUAAUAAUGAAUCAUCUCCAAAUGGUGCAAAUAUAACAAUACCAUUAUCUUCAACACCACAAAUUCCAACUCAAACUAAAGAUCAAGAUGUUGUAAAUAAAACAAUUGCACUUAAAAAUUGGAUUGUAUCAACGAUUAGAGGUGAGAUUAGACCUAAAAUGGGUAAAAUUAAAAAUCAAAUACUUCGUUGCGUUUCAAUUCAAGAGGGUGUUGGUAUUGCAAAUAUAUUUAAACAAAUUAAACCUGAAAUUGAAAAAUUAAAAUUAUUAAUUCCUCCAAAUUAUCCAAUGCCACCACCAGCUUCAAAUAUGUCUGGAGGUAAAACUUUUUCUGGUAAUGAUAAAUUAGAACAACUAAAAGAUUUAGUUGCAAUCUCAAUUGAUGACUAUGAUGUAUUGUUUGCUGUAUUAUAUCAGUUAAUACCAAAUAACACUGAUCCUCAAUUAAUUGUUUCUGUUACUCAAUCUUUAAAGAAAAUUAAAGAAAUUAUUCCUUAA